AUGGAUCAUCCAAUGGGGUCGAACACGAGUAGCGAUGACUACACCGACGGACAUCUCGGCGUCAUCUCAGGGGACUAUAUCUGGUCGCCGAGCUAUAGGCCACAGACCAUGGAGCGCCAGUCAUCGAUGCCGAUCGAAGCACCUGACUCUUCGAAACCCUUCAGGUUCCUUGAUCUUCCCAGCGAACUGCGCAUCCAGGUCUACAAACAGCUCGAGCCAGACCUCAUGCGUUGGGGUAUGAGAAUUCAUGUCUCACGCACAGAACGGUUGAGCAAAUAUCGAAUCGAUUCCAUACUAUUGAAUCAACGAAAUCGGGAUCUACUACCUCAUCGGAGGAACCUACCGCCCACGCUCAAAGACGUGGAAGCAGCUGCUACUGAUUGGACGUCGUUAUCGAAGCAGAAGCUGAGCUGGCUGGACGGACGGACUGGUCGCGAAACAUGGAUGUACUACAGCACCAUCACCCAAGAUGACGUAUUUACGGGGCUGCAGGCACUGAUUGAUCUAGCUUACACGUGCCGCACUACGCGCGACGAGAUCUUGCAGAAGCUCGUACGAUACAUUCAGGCAUCCGACGUUGGUAUUGCGGGGUGGUACGGCGUCACACGACCUUUUCUUUCAGCGACAAUCACAGAACUUAAGAUACUCAAGCCACUGCUCGUCGCAGAGAACUAUCGGCAAAGAUGGUUCGCGCAAAUCAUCUCGCAGUUUCCUGCUCUCGAGGCGCUUUUCAUCAAGGUUCAUACACACAAGGACUCAGAGAUCUGGGGCACAGAGUAUGCGCUUGAUGAUCUGCGGAUGAUGAAGUACAUCCUGAAUGAAUCCCAAGUAGAGGUGGCGGUAAACUCUGGUGGCACGUGUGAGGCUUCAGGGAUGAAAGACGGACAGUGCAGACCAUGGGUCGGACUUUUCACGGAGAAGCACUUCGAGCAACAAGCUCAGAACGACGCUGAGUGGUUCGACUCGUUCAUUGACAUCGAGGGAGAGCUGAAGCGUGCCUUGACUCUGAAGAGGAAGCGUGCUCAGAUGCCUUGA
This is a messenger RNA of Cyphellophora attinorum, 1035 nucleotides long. RefSeq lists its product as uncharacterized. The transcript has a single exon. Lineage: Eukaryota; Fungi; Ascomycota; Eurotiomycetes; Chaetothyriales; Cyphellophoraceae. The record is from RefSeq and is a predicted model, not a curated record. Bases 1 to 1035 code for a protein of 344 amino acids.